This is a messenger RNA of Neogale vison (American mink), 4610 nucleotides long. RefSeq names its product glucocorticoid modulatory element binding protein 1 (gene GMEB1). The transcript has 10 exons. The coding region runs from base 1322 to 3043 and encodes 573 amino acids. Lineage: Eukaryota; Metazoa; Chordata; Mammalia; Carnivora; Mustelidae. Gene Ontology annotation, molecular function: DNA-binding transcription activator activity, RNA polymerase II-specific; RNA polymerase II cis-regulatory region sequence-specific DNA binding. Gene Ontology annotation, cellular component: nucleus. The record is from RefSeq and is a predicted model, not a curated record. Gene Ontology annotation, biological process: positive regulation of transcription by RNA polymerase II.
GGGUGGGACGAAAAGUGAAGGAAGCCUGGGUCCCCGCCCGGGAGGAGACCCUCGGAAGCUUGGCUGGGGAGCAAGAGAGUAGGUUCUUCUGAGGGAAGGAGGCCCGAGCUUCACCCGAGGGGCACGUUAGAGGCCUCGGCCAUUCAGUCCAGGGGAAAAAAGGCAGGUGCUGCUCCGAAGGCGUGGCGACACGGUGGGUAGUGGGAGCUGGGGACGAGGAAGAAGAGCUUCAGGGAAAGUGAGCAGGCCCCUGCUUUCCCUGAGGUGAGGGGGCAGUAGGAAGACGCCUCAGAGCCUCCUCAAGUAGGAAUAGGAAGGGUCCAAAUCUGUGAGGUUGUGAGAUUGAAUAUCUUCUGAUAUAUAGGUAGAGAACGGGACGAUCUGGUGUGUCAGGGGAUGGGAAAACCCAUGUUCUUGAGGGCCGGACAAACGAUAGUUGAGGGGAAGAAGCUUAGAAUACCCCUACUUUCAGAAAUGACAGGGGAAUUGGCCAGAUGUCUCCUGAGGGGCAGGAACAAUGACAGCAGAAUCUUACCUGAGGGUCCUGGAGAGUAAUCCACCUGACUUACGCAUGUCAAGCCUUGACCUACAAAUCCGGGGAAGUCUUGACUAUCCAAGGAAGUGGAGAAGGUCUGAAUUCUCUUAAGAUGAGAGAAAUCUCAAAAGUAUUUCCUGCCAGACACAGAGGGGCCUUGUUUGAUGUCUCUUUAGGAGAACCAAGAAUUGGGAUUCCUCCUUAACCUGGAGAAUGAUGAAGAGGGAGGAUCAGGUCAUUCCAGACGAACUGAGAGGGAUUCCUUUCUUCUCCCUUGCCUCUGCUAAUGGUUACCAAAGUGCUUUUGGAAGAUUUUUUUCAUUAAAUGUUUGGACUGUCUUCCCUAAUUUAUCGGCCUUGUAUCAGUUAUGGGUACUGACUUGAUGACUUUUUCAUUAGUCAUUAGUCAACCAUUUAUUCAUAUGUACUUCAAUGAACAUAUUAAAUAGCUGACUUGUAUUCAACUUCAUGGGGUAAGCUUGGACUCUGAAUUGGUCUUGUCCUAAGCAGAAGUCUCCUAGACUCUAGUGUGACGAUCCUUCAAAGAACACUUUUAUCUCAUUGCUUCCCCAAGCACCUAUAUAGUAGUCUCCAAUAUGUGACUUCUCCCAAACUUUGUUUGUUUUGACUGUGUCCCUCACAGUGGUCCUGUAUAGCCUUCUUGUUGGCUUUAUUACAUUUGAUAGUGCCCUGAAUUCAGUAUUACUGAAUACAUGAGAAGGAAUGAAGAAGAGAAAAAAUCAAGGAGUUUUGGCCUCAACCCAGCUAUCUGACUUCAUGUGAAAGAUGGCUAAUGCGGAAGUGAGUGUCCCAGUGGGGGAUGUGGUUGUGGUACCCACUGAAGGAAAUGAAGGAGAGAACCCUGAAGACACUAAAACCCAAGUGAUCUUGCAGUUACAGCCUGUGCAGCAAGGUUUGUUUAUCGAUGGACACUUUUACAACAGGAUUUAUGAACCUGGGUCCGAGAACAACACAGCAGUUGUGGCAGUAGAAACUCACACGAUUCACAAAAUUGAAGAAGGGAUUGAUGCAAGCACUAUAGAAGCAAAUGAGGAUAUGGAAAUUGCUUACCCCAUAACUUGUGGGGAGAGCAAAGCCAUUCUCCUCUGGAAGAAGUUUGUAUGUCCAGGAAUAAAUGUGAAGUGUGUCAAGUUCAAUGAUCAGUUGAUCAGCCCCAAGCAUUUUGUACAUCUGGCUGGCAAGUCCACCCUAAAAGACUGGAAGAGAGCCAUUCGUCUGGGUGGAAUCAUGCUCAGGAAAAUGAUGGACUCCGGACAGAUUGAUUUUUACCAACAUGACAAAGUUUGCUCCAAUACCUGCAGAAGCACCAAGUUUGAUCUUCUGAUCAGCAGUGCAAGAGCUCCAGUGCCUGGACAGCAGACAAGUGUGGUGCAGACACCCACUUCGGCUGAUGGUAGCAUCACACAGAUUGCCAUCUCAGAAGAGAGCAUGGAAGAGGCAGGGCUGGAAUGGAAUUCCGCUCUCACUGCUGCUGUCACCAUGGCUACAGAGGAGGGUGUGAAGAAGGACUCAGAGGAAAUUUCAGAGGACACUUUGAUGUUCUGGAAAGGAAUAGCUGAUGUAGGGCUGAUGGAAGAGGUUGUCUGCAAUAUACAGAAGGAAAUAGAGGAGCUACUCAGGGGAGUUCAGCAGCGGCUCAUACAAGCUCCCUUCCAGGUAACAGAUGCUGCUGUUCUCAACAAUGUAGCACAUACAUUUGGCCUAAUGGACACAGUGAAGAAGGUAUUGGACAACAGAAGGAACCAAGUAGAGCAGGGAGAAGAGCAGUUUCUCUAUACUCUGACAGAGUUGGAACGCCAGCUGGAAGAGCAGAAGAAGCAAGCUCAGGAUCACAGGCUGAAAUCCCAGACAGUUCAAAAUGUGGUACUGAUGCCUGUGAGCACUCCCAAGCCUCCAAAAAGGCCCCGGCUCCAGCGGCCAGCUUCCACCACAGUCCUGAGCCCUUCUCCUCCGGUCCAGCAGCCUCAGUUCACAGUCAUCUCCCCCAUCACCAUCACCCCAGUGGGCCAGUCAUUUUCCAUGGGCAAUAUUCCAGUGGCCACCCUCAGCCAGGGCUCCAGUCCUGUGACUGUUCACACACUGCCUUCUGGCCCUCAGCUCUUCCGCUAUGCCACAGUGGUCUCCUCUGCCAAGAGCAGCUCCCCAGACACAGUGACCAUCCACCCCUCGUCUAGCUUGGCACUGCUAAGCUCCACCGCCAUGCAGGAUGGGAGUACCCUGGGCAACAUGACCACCAUGGUGAGCCCCGUGGAGCUGGUGGCCAUGGAAUCCGGCCUCACCUCAGCAAUCCAGGCUGUUGAAAGCACCUCGGAGGAUGGGCAGACCAUCAUUGAGAUUGACCCGGCCCCAGAUCCAGAGGCUGAGGAUACUGAGGGCAAAGCAGUCAUUUUGGAGACAGAGCUGAGGACUGAGGAGAAAGUUGUGGCUGAGAUGGAAGACCACCAGCAUCAAGUCCACAAUGUGGAGAUUGUGGUCUUAGAGGAUUAACUGGGGAUCUCGGGGCCAGGAGAUAUGUUUUGGUUUGGAAUUUUAAUUAUUUGUUUAUUUUUAUCAUUGUCCCACUCAUUUCCACAUAGGAUCCUUUUUUUUAAACAAAAUCUCUUUGUUGUAACUGAAAAUGUUGGGUACCUCCCACCCCCUUAUUGAAAAAUGGACAAAAACAAAGCUGUCCUUCCAGAAGUUGAGAGUAGGUCACUCAGUGUCCUAAUCCUUUUACACCAAGAAAGUUACUUCUUUUAGGGAAGGCAUCAGGAUAAUCAGAAAGCCCUUUCCAGGCUAGUCUGUCUGUGUAUGCAUGUGGUUUUAGUUUUGUAAAGAUGCAUUGACCAAACUCUGGAAUGCAGAUCUGACACUGGAAGGCAGCCCACCCACACAUGGAAGUGGAAGGAUACUUUUUUUGUGUCCUGGAAAGGACCCUCAGAGGCCGCUGCAAAACUGAAAUGAAAGAAAGUUGAACUGUACUUGGAGGGGAAGGUGGCAUACCAGCAGCAGCUUAAAAAGGGAAGUGCUUUGGCCAGGAUGGGGCAAGGAAGUUAUCUUAGCUCCAGAAGUGCAACUGAUGCCUCUUGUUAUCUCGAAGGGUUAUUACCACGGGUGCCAUUUUGAGAAGAGGCCAGAAAUAAGUGGAAGGGUACAUCUCCUUGGACCAAGUGGCAUCAGGGGCCCAGGGGCCUGUGGCUUUGCAGAAACAGAAAUCCCUGGUUGUCACAGCUGUGCUUUGUGAUCAAAGCUCACCUUCCCUCCCUUCCCAACUUUGUCAAAGCACUUAACCCUCCUAAAUUAGGAUCAGUCCAUUCAUUUGCAAAUAUGCGUUGUGGUGUAAAUUUCUCUGGUUCUUGGACUGUGGCUGUCCUGGGGGUGGGGCUCCAAGGCCAUCAUUUUUAUUGCAUGACUCCAGGCGCAGGGAGUUCCUCAUCUAGACCAGCUGCCCUUUUUGGUGGGGCCCUUUUUUGGCUUUGGAACCAAAAGCAGCCACUCAUUUGGUGCUUCCUCUUGUUCUACCCUCCAUCCCUCAAUUGUUAAUGGCAUCUGUCUCCUGGAUCCCACGCUUUUCAGCUUUUUGGCUGAUUUGGAGAACAGUGACAGGUGCCUGCCUGCCUUCAUUCUCUUUUAGAUUCAUUUAUACCAUUUAUACCACAGAUGUUUCUGUGAGAUAUUAAGCUCAUAAAAAAACCUUAGGCUUUGCAGGGAAGACUCAACAGCCCCGGCCUAUCCUGCGGCACCAAGUAGAUGUCUCCUCCUGAGCAAGCUGGACUCCCUGGGAAAGAAGCAUUGUCUGCAAGAUUAUAUUAUAGGAGAUGUACCAGGAAUGUCAAUAAUAAUAUCUUGGGGGGUUAUUAUUAUUAUUUUUAUAAUGUUGUUUGUAUAUUUAGAGCUGGGCCAUUUUCCGUGCUGUGAUUCCUGCUCUUUGACCAUCUUCAGUGUUUGGGGCAAGAGUGGAUCCUGGUUUUUAUUUCUUUGAUUGCAUUGUUUACUGCACUAGGACAAAUAUAGGGAAACUGCAGACAAUUUAAAGGAAAACAAGGUCAAAAAAGAAAGCACACACCUUAGGAGU